ACUGACCAUAAAAAGCCGACGGCGGAGUAAAAAUUUGUAAAUAUAAAUUAUAAAUGCACUUAAAAAAGGAAAUAAAUUACUUCAUUGAUGUCCAGCAGGCGUAAAGAUCCGUGUAAAGCAAAUGCAUGUAAAAUACAAGCCUGUCUAAGCGAAAAUAAUUAUCAAGAAAGUAAAUGCUUGGAAGUCCUGGAACAAAUGCGUAUCUGUUGCUUGAAGUGGCAUAAAGAAUCAACUUGCUGUUCGGGGAUAUAUUUGGAUAAAAGUUAUCUUGUUGACAAAGAGGAACAAGGAAGAGGAAUUGACACCGGCAAGUAACCAGCCAACUUUUCUGUAAAAAAACUGAAUAAUGCAAAAGCCUUCUAUUCCACCCUAUAAACCUUCACCUGAAAUACAAGAAAAACUUCAAAAGCUCCAACAACAAGCACAACAGGAGAGUGGGCAACGGCGCCGUACAGCUGUGCUGCCAAAACGCAGUUGGAUUCAACGUAAUCCACGACUAUUUCAGAUUACUUUUAUCACGACUUCAUUGCUGGUGCUAUUUUCAAAACCUUUGUACGACGCCUUCAUUGCGGAUCCCAUCCCACUACCGCGCGGCGGAGCACCGCCACCCCACAAGCGUUAAGAAUAAAGCGUUAAGUA
Molecule: messenger RNA, 639 nt
Organism: Rhagoletis zephyria (snowberry fruit fly)
Lineage: Eukaryota; Metazoa; Arthropoda; Insecta; Diptera; Tephritidae
Source: RefSeq, a predicted model, not a curated record